Molecule: messenger RNA, 1479 nt
Organism: Paramuricea clavata
Lineage: Eukaryota; Metazoa; Cnidaria; Anthozoa; Malacalcyonacea; Plexauridae
Source: the annotation of a GenBank genome assembly
AUGAUAGUUUCCAGUACUUUGUAUGGGAUCAUUCGUUUUGAACUUGAACUUACAAACGAACAAACUUUGCGUUUAGGAAAAGCCAACUAUAGCAACGAUGCGAUAUCUCAAUUUGAAAACGACCGAGCAUAUUCGACAAAUAAUCUUCCACUUCACAGACUCUUGCUUUUCUCAGGAAAGUUUAACGUGACAGUCGAAGGAAUAUUUAAUGGGAUGAAAAUGAAAGAAACAUUUACAGUAUUCAAAACAACCUCUCGUCAACUCGCUUGCAUCCAGAAACAGACAUAUCCAAAAGGUACUUAUACUUCAAUACAAAAUGGGAAAUAUUAUUAUAUUAAUUCAACUGGUAAAACCUUCCCACGAAAGCAAGUGUUCUUCGAAGACGAUACGAAUAAAAGCAUUUCUGUAUGUGAGCAGAUUGUUUUCUCAAGCUGUGUUGGACGGCGAAUCAAUCUUACCUCGGAAGAAUACGUAAAGUUUGAUAAUUUGAGCAUCUUUUACAACAGAACAAAAACGAUUAAAGAUUUUGGCGAGUACGAAAUCGAAGGUGGGCAAAUUUCCAUGUGUAUUCCUGAAACUUAUCCUCAACUAAGUCCUAGUGAUUCCCUCGUAAUCCAGACAUAUUUAACUUGGGUUUGUGUUGCUUUAUCAUUGGUCUUUUUAUUUCUGGUUAUUCAAACAUACGUUCUAUUUCCUGAGCUUCGCACCCUUCCUGGUAAAAACCUUCUUAGUUUAUCAAUGUCGUUAUUUCUGGUGCAGUUGCUAUGGUUAAUUCCUGAACGGUGGUACCCACCCACGCUCUGUUACAUAGUAGCUGUUAUAAAACAUUAUUUAUUUCUGGUAUCGUUCGUUUCUAUGGCAAUUAUUGCGUGGUAUACGCACUCGGUGUUUGCAAGCAAAGAAGUUCAGAGGCGAAGACCUGAAAAGAAAAACAUUUACAAAUACUCAGCGAUUGUCUGGGGUCUCCCGGCAAUGUUUGUUCUCGUGUGCGCAGUGGUUGACCAGAAAGAUAUUUACGCAGUUUAUGUUAAUGAGCUGUGGUGUUUGUUUGAUAACGUACAAGCGCAAAAAUAUCUCUUCGUUCUUCCAGUUGGAGUGAUCCUGUUAUUCAAUAUCAUAUUCUUUGGCUUAACUGUAUUUCGUAUCCAACGUGUUCACUCAGGCACAAGAUUAGUCCAUCCAGAUCAAAGUCAUAGAACAAUGUUAUGGAUAUACCUAAAGAUAUCUGCUUUGAUGGGAUUCGGUUGGUUAUUUGGUUUCAUAAAUCUGCUUGCUGGGAAAUCAACUCUUGUCUUCUCGUAUUUGUUCGUAAUUUUUGCAUCCAUACAAGGUGUUUAUAUUGGUCUUGCGUUUGUGGUGAAGAAACAUAUUUGGCAAAUGUAUAAAAAGUUAUUGCGAAAAAAUCCUGAGAGAUUUAAACUUGAGGUCAGUAGUAAAUUACUAGAAAGCUUGAAGACCUGCAAGGAAACAACACUAUAA